AUGUGGCAGCAGCAUCUUCCCACCACGAAUACGCUGUGUGCUACUGAAACUGCUGCAUCACUGUUUACUAACAUUGUGCCUCAAGCGUGGGGGAGGGGAGUUGUGGGUGGUGAAUAUCAUGACAGCGGGAGUCCUUUUAAGACAGAGGUGCUCAGACAAGUAUACACCACCUUCGCACAGAGGAGACAGACGCAUGCACGCACAGUUGCUCAUCACAGCAGGACCUGCACCAUGAGCUAUGACCAGAGCUAUCCCAUCCCGCAGGUGUUUCUUGUGGAUGGAGGUGGGGGCCCUCAGCACUCAGCCCAGCCUCCGGGUCUCAUUCCCUGCUGGUCCUUUCCGCCGGCCGUAGAGAGAUCGAGGAGCCACGAGAAGAGCCGGGGCUGCAUGGGAAUCAGCCCCGGCGGGGCAAUGAUCGUGCUGUUGCUGUUCCUGCUCGUGUUUGCAGCCCUCGGAUUUGAAGCCAUCCAGAUUUCCAACAUACAGAAGGAGCUGGCAGACAGGACGCAGGUUGAAGCGGUUGAGUUUAAUGCACCCGAGAAGCAAAUUGGUCUGCCUGAGCCUGGAUUAAUUGAGGAAGACAAGAAGGACAGGCCUGCAGCACAUGUGAUAGGGCGGAUUGAAACCGUAGACGUCCGCAAGACUUUGCGGUGGGAUUCGAAGACAGGUCGAGCAUUCACCUCCGGAGGCGUGGUCUACCAGGCUGAAGACGGUGCCCUGCGAGUCAACGAGACCGGACUCUACCACAUUUACUCACGAGUAGAGCUGAUCUUUCGGGACUGCUCCUAUAGUUCGUCGUUCGAACACAAUGUGUUUGUGAGGAGAACGGGACACCUGAAACCUGUGACCCUGAUGGAGGCGCACAGAACUGGUUUCUGCUCUGAGCGCAAGAACCGUCCCUGGACGACAGAGAAUUACCUGGGCUCCACCCAGUUGCUGCAGAGGAACGACAGCGUUUUAGUGAAUGUGUCGCACCCCCAGUUGCUUAGUCACUCACAUUUUGGCAACUUCUUUGGUCUUUACAAGAUCUGAAGUCUUAGUGUCAUAGUCUGAGUGUGGUAAUUUCACUCCAGCAACAGAAUGUAAACUGCACAGAAUGUCUCAGGCAGGAGUGACACUUACUCAUCACGUUACCAAAAUGAUACAUUGAAUGUGAUUUCUGCGACAUGUAAUAAGCACACUGGACAACAUGACAGGCUCUGUAAUGGUAAAACUCAGGGAAAGUAUUGCACAUUCUCUUGUUGUGGCAGCUUCAAAUCGGAAACUGAAAGUGUAUAGAGAGGCGGAGGAAUGACAUGAAGCCUCACACACUGAUGCAAAAAAACAAAAACAAUACUGUGCCUUUUAUUGAUGAUGAUAGAGUCAGAUAACACUAAGGUGCUGAUUUGUCUGUAGCAUGAUUUUAAUAUUUAUUUUGGUGUGGAUCUGACAAAUGUGUUGUGAUAUGAUAUGUAAAUAAAUAGAUAGUGGUAAACAAAUAAUAAUAAAUAGUAAAUAUAUAGAUAAUUUAAUUUCCAUGUUUUGUUGCAACAAUAAAGUGCCUUUUUUAAUAAAUGAAAUGCAUCUAAUUGA
Mugil cephalus (flathead mullet) is the source of this 1572-nucleotide messenger RNA. RefSeq names its product Fas ligand (TNF superfamily, member 6) (gene faslg). The record is from RefSeq and is a predicted model, not a curated record. Gene Ontology annotation, biological process: immune response; positive regulation of canonical NF-kappaB signal transduction; extrinsic apoptotic signaling pathway via death domain receptors. Gene Ontology annotation, cellular component: membrane. The transcript has 5 exons. The coding region runs from base 1 to 1032 and encodes 343 amino acids. NCBI's taxonomy places the organism in Eukaryota, Metazoa, Chordata, Actinopteri, Mugiliformes, Mugilidae. Gene Ontology annotation, molecular function: tumor necrosis factor receptor binding.